AUGGCUCCCAGACGACCAUAUACGUCCUUGUUCCCUAACAGCAUCAUCGACCCCGACCUGUGGAAGCGCUUCAUGGAAGAUGAGGAAAUCACUGCUGACUGUCCACCUCCAGUCAAGGACACUGCUGACAUGGCUUCCACGAAAUCGUCCCAAUCCAAGUCAUCCAAUGUCAGCUUGACUGCGUCUGAUCAAGAGCAGGCGAUCACGUAUAUCUUGGAGCAUUCAAUUGAAAGUAUCCUUCAUGAUCUUCUGCUUGAAAUCCAUCAAGACGAAAAGAUUGCUCGGAUGCAGACUGCCGUCCUUGAAGUCGAACAGAGAGCUGAGAAACUUACAAACAAGAACUCUCAAGAUGCCGAUGCCGACAAUACUGAACAAGAAGCUGUCGAAACUGAUGCUGCGGUGUUCAAGUCCGGUCAAGUUCAUCUCAAGGGCAAUCCGAUGAAGACAGUCAAACACAUCAGAUGUCCGAAUUGUCGUCUCCGCCGCUUGCUAUACCCUCGUGUUGGUUACAAUGCGCGUCCUGUCCCAGAUGCCACUGAACAGUACUGCAAGACCGAACCCAUGAUUGUUCUCGACAAACAUGAUGUGCAUGGUCAACGCAAAAAAGGAGUCAAAGUCAAGGGUCAGGCAAAGGGCAAGAACAAGAAGAAGAAGGAUGACCCAACCUCACCCGCUGCAUCCGAAAACUCAGAUCCACUGACUCCAUCUUCAUCCAUGCCCGCUGAGUCGUUUGAAUUCAAGGAGAUCGACUAUCCGGCUGCCAAAUGUCCAAAUCGCGACUCUCAUCUCGGUGAUCACUGGAAAUCCGUCAAUGUCUUUGCCACUCAUCUCAACGGAAGUUGCUACCUGAAGAAGGAUCGUGCGGCUGGCCGUGAAGCAAACGCGAAGAUUGGUGGUACUCCACGUGACAGCAGGGCCAACUCGCCGAAACCAAGCGGUGGUGCCGGCGUCAAGAGAAAGGCCGAGGACGACGAGAAGGGCACGGGCCCAGGCACCAAGAACAAGAAGCAGAGGACUGGUGCGGAGGGAAAGAGGGGGGACAAGAAGGCUCCUCCGAGCAAGUUGAAGGAAGUCAACAAUGUUGACGACGGCAAGGUGGGCGGAAGCCCGUUGAAGGAGGUCAACGGCGACACGACCCAAGCGACGCCAACCAAGGCGGCAAGAGACGCGAGCUCUGAGCCGCAAAUCAAGCUCAAGCUCAAGGCGGGGGCUGGCGGCGGUGCUGGAGAGGGGCCCGCUCGCAAGAGGCCGAGCAAGGCCAACAAGAAGGAAAGAUGA
Molecule: messenger RNA, 1278 nt
Organism: Fonsecaea monophora
Lineage: Eukaryota; Fungi; Ascomycota; Eurotiomycetes; Chaetothyriales; Herpotrichiellaceae
Exons: 2
Coding region: 1-1278 (425 amino acids)
Source: RefSeq, a predicted model, not a curated record